ACGAACAUUCUCCUCCCACAUCACAUCACUGCACUGCCAUCACCAUCAACAUGGCAUCUGCGGACAAAUCUACACCUCGUGAGCGGAAGCCCAGCUCCUCCGCUCCCAUCACCGACUUCCAGGGACCCAUUGGACCUGCGGGCAUGUCGCGUCCCAAGCACAAGCGUACUGUGACGGGAUUUGGUCCGUCUGAGAUCAAGAGCGUCGAGGCGAGCAUUCCAGAGCCACAGAGAGAAGCAUGGAGGAAAUACUCGGCCAACGAAUUCACGACCAAGGAAGACUUUGGCAAGGAGGCUGUGAGACACAUUGAGACCACGCUCGCACGUUCGCUGUUCAACUGCGAUGAGGCAGCGGCGUACUCUGGAACAGCAUUGGCUUUCCGUGAUCGCUUGGUCAUUGAGUGGAACAAGACACAGCAGAAUCAGACUUACGCUGAUCCCAAGCGUGUCUACUACUUGUCUCUCGAGUUCUUGAUGGGCCGAGCUCUCGACAAUGCUAUGUUGAACACUGGAAUGAAGGAUGUGGCCGUUGCGGGUGUUCAAGAUCUCGGCUUCCGCAUGGAGGACCUCAUUUCUCAGGAGCGCGACGCGGCUCUCGGAAACGGUGGUCUCGGACGUCUCGCCGCCUGCUUCCUCGACUCUCUCGCCACCCUCAACUACCCGGCCUGGGGUUACGCCCUUCGCUACCGAUAUGGCAUUUUCAAGCAAGAGAUUGUGGAUGGAUACCAGGUCGAGAUUCCCGACUACUGGCUCGACUUCAACCCAUGGGAGUUCCCUCGUCACGAUGUCACCGUAGACAUUCAGUUCUACGGCAAUGUGAGAAAGUACACAGAUGAGAGCGGCAAGCAGGUCAGCGUUUGGGAGAAUGGUGAAAUCGUCACUGCGGUUGCGUACGAUGCUCCAGUACCAGGUUACGGCACGAAGACAACCAACAACCUCCGUCUGUGGUCCAGCAAGGCUUCUCACGGCGAGUUUGACUUCACCAAAUUCAACUCGGGCGAGUACGAGGCUUCCGUUGCCGACCAGCAACGUGCUGAGACCAUCUCGGCCGUGCUGUACCCCAACGACAGCCUUGAGCGAGGAAAGGAGCUCCGCCUGAAGCAGCAGUACUUCUGGUGCGCCGCUUCGCUCUACGAUAUCGUUCGUCGCUUCAAGAAGUCGAAGAAGGCGUGGAAGGAGUUCCCCAACCAGGUCGCUAUUCAACUCAACGACACCCACCCGACUCUUGCCAUUCCUGAACUGCAGCGUAUUCUCAUCGACCAGGAAGGUCUGGAAUGGGACGAGGCUUGGAGCAUUGUGCAGAAGACUUUUGGAUACACGAACCACACUGUCCUUCCGGAGGCGCUCGAGAAGUGGUCUGUGCCGCUUGUUCAGCACUUGCUUCCUCGCCAUCUCCAGAUCAUCUACGAGAUCAACGCCAACUUCCUCCAAUUCGUUGAGCGCAACUUCCCCAAGGAGCGCGACAUGCUUGGACGUGUCUCGAUCAUCGAGGAGUCGCAGCCAAAGAUGGUCCGCAUGGCUUACUUGGCUCUUAUUGGAAGCCACAAGGUCAAUGGUGUCGCUGAGCUGCACUCCGACUUGAUCAAGACCACCAUUUUCAAGGACUUCGUCAAGAUCUAUGGUCCUGACAAGUUCACCAACGUCACCAACGGCAUCACACCGCGAAGAUGGCUGCACCAGGCCAACCCGAGACUGUCUGAGCUCAUCGCCAGCAAGCUCGGUGGCCACGAAUUCCUCCGCGACCUGACCCUGCUUCACAAGAUCGAAUCCUAUGUUGAUGAUAAGGAGUUCCGCAAGGAGUUCCAAGAGAUCAAGUACGCCAACAAGCUUCGCCUUGCGAAGUACAUCAAGGAGAACAACGGCAUCUCCAUCAAUCCCGCCAGCCUGUUCGACAUUCAAGUCAAGCGUAUUCACGAGUACAAGCGUCAACAGAUGAACAUCUUCGGUGUGAUUCACCGCUACCUCGAGCUGAAGGCGAUGUCUCCCGAGGAGCGCAAGAAGGUGCAGCCGCGUGUGAGCAUCUUUGGUGGCAAGGCCGCUCCAGGAUACUGGAUGGCCAAGACCGUCAUCCACCUGAUCAACAAAGUGUCCGACGUUGUCAACAGCGACAAAGACAUCGGCGACUUGCUCAAGGUGGUGUUCUUGGGCGAUUACAACGUCUCCAAGGCCGAGAUCAUCGUUCCCGCCAGCGACAUCUCCGAGCACAUCUCCACCGCCGGCACGGAAGCCUCAGGUACCUCCAACAUGAAAUUCGUCCUCAACGGUGGUCUCAUCAUCGGCACCUGCGACGGCGCCAACAUCGAAAUCACCCGCGAAGUCGGCGAAGACAACAUCUUCCUCUUCGGCAACCUCUCCGAGGACGUAGAGGACCUUCGCCACGCCCACCAGUACUCCGAAUUCCACCUCGACCCCAUGCUCAAGAAGGUGUUCGACACCAUCAGGGAGGGCACUUUCGGCGACGCUGGCCAGUUCUCCGCGUUGGUCAACUCGAUUGUAGACCACGGCGACUACUACCUGGUCUCGGACGAUUUCAAGAGCUACGUUGAUACGCAGAAGUUGAUUGAUGAGGCGUACAAGAACCAGGAGGAGUGGUUGACGAAGACGAUUACGAGUGUGGCAAGGAUGGGCUUCUUCAGCAGUGAUCGCUGCAUUGAUGAGUAUGCGGAGAUGAUCUGGAAUGUGGAGCCGUUGGCUCCGAAGGACUAGAUGAGUUUGAUGAGAGAUGGACGGGUGAAAAGUUCGUAAUGGGUCGAUGUAGCAUGAAAUAGAGCAACGACAUG
Messenger RNA from Zymoseptoria tritici IPO323, 2779 nucleotides. RefSeq lists its product as uncharacterized. The record is from RefSeq and is a predicted model, not a curated record. The transcript is spliced from 8 exons. The coding region runs from base 51 to 2705 and encodes 884 amino acids. Gene Ontology annotation, molecular function: glycogen phosphorylase activity; pyridoxal phosphate binding. Lineage: Eukaryota; Fungi; Ascomycota; Dothideomycetes; Mycosphaerellales; Mycosphaerellaceae. Gene Ontology annotation, biological process: glycogen catabolic process. Gene Ontology annotation, cellular component: cytoplasm.